AUGUGGGUAAAUCAACAUUUACGAAUGUCUUUGACGCCAUUGCAGAAAAUUCCGGCAAUUAUCAAAUAUGGCUUUAUUAACACAAAGUUUGGGCGAAUAUUAAUUGGGCUAACGCCAAUUCAAAAGGCCGGCAAAAGCUGCGACGCAAUUUGCCUGUUGAAUUUCGUGCAAAAUGACGACGAUGAAUCUUUCGAAGAAAUGCGUCAACGCUGGCCAAAAGCUGAACUCAAACAGGAUGCAGUGGCCAUUGAAAUGUGCAGCAAGGUGGUAUUUGACGAAAAGGAAAAUGCCGCUGUUAUUGAUAUAGCCAUUCGGGGAACAGAUCUUCAGUUGUCUGUUUGGAAUGAACUGGUCAAGUUGAAGUCUGGAUCGACAUGCACCUACUCAGAGCUGGCCGAACUUGUGGAUCGACCCAAAGCCGUACGGGCUGUGGCCAGUGCCGUGGCAAGGAACCCUGUGACGAUACUAAUACCCUGUCAUCGCAUUGUCUCCAAAAAUGGUGCAUUAAAAUACCACUGGGGCGCAGAGCUGAAGAGCGCGCUUUUGGAUUAUGAAGCAUUCACAUAAAUACGGAACUUGAUUCAUUUGGAUAAUAUACGUAUUUAAAAAUUCUUUUUUAUUGAAAUUCAA
Messenger RNA from Drosophila grimshawi, 630 nucleotides. Its product is annotated as methylated-DNA--protein-cysteine methyltransferase, inducible. The record is from RefSeq and is a predicted model, not a curated record. Bases 1 to 567 code for a protein of 188 amino acids. Gene Ontology annotation, molecular function: methylated-DNA-[protein]-cysteine S-methyltransferase activity. The transcript has a single exon. Gene Ontology annotation, biological process: DNA repair. Lineage: Eukaryota; Metazoa; Arthropoda; Insecta; Diptera; Drosophilidae.